CUAGGCGCGAGCCGGCUAGGCUCUAGCAAGAGCAGAAGCGGCCGUCCAAGUCAAAGCCUCGUUGUUGCCGGAGCCGCGACGUUUCCUUCCCCCACCCACCCACCUCCACUCUCACCCUACGCAGUCAGGCAGCGAGCGCAGACCUCGACUCCCAGCGCUGUCCGUCUAGGGCACGCCAUGGAGGAGGAGCGGGCCGGGGAGCAGAUGAGGCCACUACUCACAACGGGUCAUGAUGAAGAAGCUGUUGUGGAUACAGGCAAAAUCAGUUCUACUAUCAACACAAACUUUGAGAAAGAAGAAUUAGAAAGUCAUAGAGCUGUAUAUAUUGGUGUGCACGUGCCCUUUGGAAAACAAGGUCGUCGCCGUCAUAGACAUCAUGGUCAUAAACGUCAUAGACGAAGAAAAGAAAAGGAGACUGAUAGAGAAGAUGGGAGGGAAUCUCCUUCUUAUGAUACACCAUCCCAGAGAGUGCAAUUUAUCCUUGGUACAGAGGAUGAUGAUGAAGAACACAUUCCACAUGAUCUUUUUACUGAAAUGGAUGAACUUUGUUUUAGAGAAGGAGAAGAAUAUGAAUGGAAAGAAACUGCCAGAUGGCUAAAAUUUGAAGAAGAUGUUGAAGAUGGUGGUGAGCGGUGGAGCAAACCUUAUGUGGCUACUCUGUCUCUUCAUAGUCUGUUUGAAUUGAGAAGUUGCAUUUUAAAUGGAACGGUCAUGUUAGAUAUGAGAGCCAGUUCACUGGAUGAAAUAGCAGACAUGGUAUUGGACAACAUGAUAGCUUCUGGCCACCUUGAUGAGUCAAUGAGAGAAAAUGUCAGAGAAGCCCUUCUGAAAAGACAUCACCAUCAGAAUGAAAAAAAAUUUAGUAAUCGGAUUCCUCUCGUCCGAUCUUUUGCAGAUAUAGGCAAGAAACAUUCUGACCCUCUCUUGCUUGAAAGAAAUGGGGAAGGCCUUUCAGCCUCCCGCCAUUCUUUACGAGCAGGUCUCUCUGCCUCAAAUAUUUCCCUGAGAGGAGAGAAUCGUUUGUCCCUUCUUCUCAAUUACCUACUUCCGGGAUCUCCAACAACCUCAAGGAGUACAACCCCUUUACCUACCCCACAAAGCACUCCACCUUCCAGUCCUAGGUGUGAUUCUAAGGGAGCCACAAAUUUCCAGCCAACCGAGCAUCAGGUGUCUCCUUCUAAUGAUGAUAUCCCUAAAGUAGUAAUUCAUCCACCUGAGGAAGAUUUAGAAGCUCAGGAAGGCAAGAAGAGGACAGAGGAAAAUAGUGACAUAACACCAGGGCUCUUAGCAUCACCUCAAUCUGCACCUGGUAAUUUGGAUAUUGGAAAAAAUGGAGAAUUUAAAAUUAGUGGAACAGGAGGGAGUAGAGAAAACAGUACGGUUGACUUCAGCAAGGUGGAUAUGAACUUUAUGAGGAAGAUUCCAAUAGGUGCAGAGGCAUCAAAUGUGCUUGUUGGAGAAGUGGAUUUUUUGGAGAGACCAAUUAUUGCUUUUGUGAGGCUGUCUCCAGCUGUGCUUCUCACUGGUCUCACAGAGGUUCCUGUUCCUACACGUUUCCUUUUUCUGUUGCUGGGACCAGCAGGUAAAGCACCUCAGUAUCAUGAAAUUGGUCGAUCAAUAGCAACACUCAUGACUGAUGAUGUUUUCCAUGAUGUUGCUUAUAAAGCUAAAGACAGAAAUGAUCUACUAUCUGGAAUUGAUGAAUUUUUAGAUCAAGUGACUGUUCUUCCUCCAGGCGAAUGGGAUCCUUCAAUAAGAAUUGAACCUCCCAAGAGCGUUCCUUCUCAGGAGAAGAGGAAGAUUCCUAAAUUUCCAAAUGGAGCUGCUUCUCCUGGAGAACCCCUUAAGGAAGAAGGUCAUCAUGCUGGACCUGAACUACAAAGAACUGGAAGGCUUUUUGGUGGUUUGAUACUUGACAUCAAAAGGAAAACAUCUUUUUUCUUGAGUGACUUCAAGGAUGCAUUAAGUCUGCAGUGUCUGGCCUCGAUUCUUUUCCUAUACUGUGCCUGUAUGUCUCCUGUAAUCACUUUUGGAGGGCUCCUUGGAGAAGCUACAGAAGGCAGAAUAAGUGCAAUAGAGUCUUUAUUUGGAGCAUCAUUAACUGGAGUUGCCUAUUCACUUUUUUCUGGGCAACCUUUGACAAUAUUGGGCAGCACUGGACCAGUACUAGUAUUUGAAAAAAUAUUGUUUAAAUUUUGCAAAGAUUAUGGACUUUCUUAUCUUUCUUUACGAACCAGUAUUGGUCUGUGGACAUCAUUUUUAUGCAUCCUGUUAGUAGCAACUGAUGCAAGCAGCCUUGUGUGUUACAUUACUCGAUUUACUGAAGAGGCUUUUGCUGCCCUGAUUUGCAUAAUAUUUAUAUACGAAGCACUGGAAAAGCUCUUUCAUUUGGGAGAAGUAUAUCCUUUCAAUAUGCACAAUGACCUUGAUAAGCUGACAUUGUAUUCAUGUGUAUGUGCUGAACCUCCAAAUCCCAGUAAUGAAACUUUAGCGCUAUGGAUGAAAGCCAAUACUUCUCUGGAUACCAUACCAUGGACCAACCUCACAGUUAAGGAAUGCAAUAAUCUUCAUGGCAUAUUUGUUGGAUCAGCUUGUGGAUACCAUGGUCCAUAUUUCCCAGAUGUUCUUUUUUGGUCUGUUAUAUUAUUCUUUACAACAUUUUUCCUCUCCUCUUUUCUCAAGCAAUUUAAGACCAAACGUUAUUUUCCCACUAAGGUACGUUCUACAAUAAGUGAUUUUGCUAUAUUUUUGACAAUAGUGAUUAUGGUUUGCAUCGAUUAUCUUGUUGGCGUUCCUUCUCCUAAACUAAAUGUGCCUGAAAAAUUUGAGCCUACACGGAGUGAUCGUGGAUGGCUUAUCAAUCCUCUAGGGAGUAAUCCUUGGUGGACACUAGUAGUUGCUGCAGUUCCUGCUUUGCUCUGUACCAUCCUUAUUUUUAUGGAUCAGCAAAUUACAGCAGUUAUCAUAAACAGAAAAGAACAUAAACUCAAGAAAGGUUGUGGUUAUCAUCUUGAUCUGCUCAUGGUUGGCAUUAUGUUAGGUAUAUGCUCUAUUAUGGGUUUGCCUUGGUUUGUGGCUGCAACUGUCCUUUCAAUAAGUCAUGUCAACAGUUUAAAAGUGGAAUCUGAAUGCUCAGCUCCAGGAGAACAACCAAAGUUCCUGGGAAUCCGUGAACAAAGAGUAACAGGAUUAAUGAUUUUUGUUCUGAUGGGGCUAUCAGUGUUUAUGACUUCUGUUUUAAAGUUUAUUCCAAUGCCAGUUUUAUAUGGUGUUUUUCUUUAUAUGGGAACAUCCUCACUAAAAGGCAUUCAGUUUUUUGAUCGCAUUAAACUGUUCGGUAUGCCUGCCAAACAUCAACCUGAUUUGAUUUAUCUCCGUUACGUGCCACUAUGGAAAGUACAUGUAUUUACAGUAGUUCAGCUUACAUGCCUUAUUCUUUUGUGGGCAAUUAAAGCAUCAGCUGCUGCUGUUGUUUUUCCUAUGAUGGUUUUAGCUUUAGUUUUUGUUCGCAAACUUAUGGAUUUGUGUUUCACCAAACGGGAGCUCAGUUGGCUUGAUGACCUUAUGCCAGAAAGUAAGAAGAAAAAGGAAGAUGACAAAAAGAAAAAGGCAAAGGAAGAAGCUGAACGAAUGUUUCAGGCAGUGGACAGUGAAACUGUACACCUUCCAUAUGAAAGAAGUGAAGUAUUACAGAUUCCUGUGAAAGCUCUAAAAUACAGCAUUGACCCCUCUGUGGUAAACAUAUCAGAUGAAAUGGCCAAAACUGCACAGUGGAAGGCUCUUUCCAUGAACACAGAGAAUGCCAAAGUAACAAGACCUAACUUGAGCCCUGAAAAUGAGUCAUGUGUGAAAAUAGACAUUGAAAAAACAUCAGAAGUAAAGUAUGUAGAUGCCGAAACCUCAUUAUAGAGGUAAAACAAUGAUAUUAUUUUAUAGGAUAUAUUGAAAGAGGGUGACUUUACAGCUUCUUUAAGUACUAGGUACUUAUGUGAACAACAGUGAGAUUUUCCAACAAGAAAUGUCUAUCACUGUGGAAAUAUUUAUUUUAGUGGAAUGUUUGUUUCAAUUUUUAAAUAGGAAAAAUAAUUUCUUUUUUAGUUAUCAGUAAGUCAAAGAUCAUCUUUUAACUAUAAAUUAUUGGUUUGCAUUGUAUCUGUGAUAUUUUUAUAUAAUUUUAAAUACAAAUGUCUUGUUAUCAGGCAUUUGCUAGUUGGGUUUUUGCAAACAUUAUGCCAGUUUAUAAGAACAAAUCAUACAUAUGCAAUUUAGUGAAUGGUGGUAUUUCAGCCUUUAUUUCAUAUUAUUUUAUGGAUUAAUUAACUGUAUUUGUAUAUGAAUUAUUUUUUGUUGUACUGUUAAAUACCAUUGUAUUACAUUUUUUAAAAAAAUAAGUCUUAUAUGUAGUAGUCAACUUCUCAGUUUUAUUUUUUUUAAUUCACCAACAAGAGCAGAUUAUACUAAAAGAAUAAAGCAGUUUUUUUUAAUAUAGAGGUCUAGAUUGGCAUUUAUUUAGACUGCCUUUCAAUAAGGUUAAACAUGAUUAUGCUUCUUUAUUUGUAAGAUAAGUUUUAAUUUUCUUUAGGGCAUCCUAGAAAUAUAUUCCAGGAGAGGGAAGAAAUUUAUAUCACAUGAAUGGAAAUUUUCUAGUAGUAAUGGUAAAUUUAAAAAACUUUUUCCAAAGCAUAUUUGUCUUAGAUCAAUAAAAGCAUUUAUAUAAAAGGCUGGGUGCAACUGAGUUUUAUCUGUGUAAUGUUUAAGCCCUGUGUUUUUGUUCUAUUGUUACAGAUUUCAGUACGUCAUAUAUGCUACUGAAAUAAGUAAGGUUUGAUUGUGCUUAAAUAGUACCUGUUUAUCAAUUUUAAAAUAAAACAUAUAAUAAGAUUCUCUAAAAUUUUAAGUUUUUAAGAUCAGUGCUCAAAAGAAACAUUUUAAUGUAAACAUCCAUUUUAAUAUAGCUAUGUGAAAACUGUAACUGAAAAUACACAUAACGUAAUUUCAAACUGAAACUGAAGAUUCUCUGGUUUACAGUGCACCAAAGAUUUUUUUUAAUCUUACAGUGUAGAAAAAGACAUUGCAAUGUGUAAGCAUCCCAAUAUUGUUGAACUUAAUUUUUUGGCAGCAAGUAAGGGAUGCAAGAUUUGUAGUUUCAUUUGGCAACAUCUAGAAUUCUGGUAAAAUUUUAAAAAGUUAUAUCUUGAUGAACGUAUCUUUUCUUUUAUGUACACUGAGAGCAUAUGCACCAAGACAAAUUCCUUGUGUGUCCAAUCACGCUUGGCCAAUAAAAAUUCUAUUCUAUUCUAUUCUAUUCUAUUCUAUUCUAUUCUAUUCUAUUCUAUUCUAUUCUAAAAGCAAAUUUUUGAAUAUAGUUAAAGCAAUUUGUGGAUUUUACCUGAAACAAGUGAGAGCAAUGCAAAUAAAAUUAGCAGUUUGUCGAAAACAGCCCAAUCAUUCUCAGAAAUGGUCAAAUGUAAAACUGAGCAAAGAAAGGGGGGGAAUGAAAUUGGUAUGCAAGUAUGUUAAAAUGAAAAUCUGAUGCCUAAAAACGAUCAAAUUAAUAUUAAUAUAUUUUGGGUUUGAUAUGACAUAUUGGAAACAGGAUAAUAUUUUCAUUCCUGAGUGCUUGCACAGCUUGUGCCUUAGGUUUUUUUUUUAAAUAUGCACUUUUCUUUAUUUAAAAAUCAUGUUUGUAUCUCAUAAAUAUUUCUGUAUCUUUGAAAUUACAUUUCAAAUUUAUUACUUAGUGUAGGCAAGUUAAUCAUGUUCAUUAGAAUUGACAGCAUUCCAAAUUUAAUUAUGCUUGUCUUUUGUUAUUACAAAUAUUUGUGUUCAGAGUCAUGUAGAAAUAAAGACUUAAAUAGAUUGUUUUAAAAUUUAACCCUUUGUUUUCAAAUGCCUAAAAUUCAGUACUGCUGUUGUUCAAUGCCAAAGGGUUAAUAAGUUAAUUUAAAUAAAUAUCUGAAAAUUAUUGAAAUUCAUUAUUUAUUUGCUAAUUAUGUAAAGUAAUUGCUAAUGACAGAAAUAACAUGGCUUGCAGUGUGGUUUACAUUAUUUGCUUAAAUACUGCUUAUUAAUUCAUUACACAUUUUAUUUUUUUUUAUAGCAGAUGUCCAAAUAUGAUGUUUAAGAUUCCAGGGCUAAUUUAUAAUUUGCUGCUUAUUGUAUGUUGUAAAACAUUAUUUCUUUUUCCAUAAAUAAAAUUAUAGUAGUAAAGCCAAACCAUAAAAGACAUAGCUUUUAUUGUAUGUAGAUAUAAAUAUUGCCCUAAAAGCUAUAAAUGAAUAAAAUUACUGAUUACUUAUUAACCUGAGGGUGAAAUCUAGUUAUAGCCAGUAUAUUCCUAGUAUGGAAUACUAGUCCCACUAAGUGACUGUUUUCUAGAUACAGACUGAUUUAGUGGCAAUAACUACAGAGCAAUCCCAGGAAAUAUACUUUUCUGUUCUUUAAAGCAACACACUUUCAGUCCAGAAUAUCUGAAUUUUAAUUCUAUGUAAACAUUAAUUGUUUAAUGUCAUAAACAAAACACAAAUACUUUUUUAUGAGUUUGUGGGAAUUCAUGAACCCAUAUACACAUAUACAUACAUAUUAUACAUGCUUGGUUUCCAUAUUUCACAUUAACUAUACUAAAAACAAAUUAUUCAGUUUUUCAAGGAAAUCAAUAAAAUAUGUGAGAUAGUGUUCAAAGCAUGUACAAUACUUAGCGUCCAAUAAGAUAUUUUUCUUUUACUUCAAUUAAAUUUAUUUCUGUGUAUAGUAGUCUUAUAAACAGUGUUGUUUGGUAAAAAUUCCAACUAUAAUUCUAAUGUCAAAUGUUCAUGGGUCUUCAUUGCUUAAAAGAGUUUGUUAAUGAAUUGUGUUAUGUCCCCAACAUAGUGCAUGUUGGUCAUUAGUAAAAUGUAUUGAAUGUUAUUUUCUUUUGAUAUAUUUUGGUCAGUAAUGUAAUGGUUGUUAGAAUGAUUAAUAUAGGUUCCAUGUGUUACUUAGCACAAUUACUAUAAAGAAUCAUUUAAUUUCAUGAAUGAAUAAGUGUAUAGUGUUCAUAGAUACUUGUAUUAAUACAAAAUGUGGUCCUGUGAUUUUACUAUUUUGAAAUUUUUAAUUACUUUUUAGAAAAUUUAUCAAGAACAGGAAAAUGGUUAUAAUUGGUGUGAAAAUUUUAAAAAAAAUCAUAUUUAGCAUAUAUUGUCACUGUUUUGCAAUCUUAGAAUAACUUAUUUAAUGGACAGGGUUUUUAUAAAUGCAGUUUAUUGGUUAGCAGAUGCAUCCUUUGAAAAUUUCCCUUUUGUCACUGAUACUUUGUUUAGUAAGUGUCUUCCAAUGUUCAGAGUUGCUUCCUGAACAAAACCAUCCACUUUGAUUUGAGGUGUAAUUCCACAGUAUAGUCCAAUUUAUAUAACGGUUUUCUAAUCAUACAUCAUUUUCUUAUAGAAUUAUAUCCAAAGUUACACUGUUUGAAUGUAGAGAUAAUAUUUUAUUCUUUUAUAUAAUGCCAACAAAAUUCUCCAGUAUGUAAUGGAAAAAAAUCCAAUGUUUUAUCAUUUGUUUAAUGACUAUUUUUUGUAAUAUUUGAAAAGGUUGAAAAAAGCAAUAAAAUGUCACUGCUUUUAAA
Messenger RNA from Ahaetulla prasina, 7606 nucleotides. RefSeq names its product solute carrier family 4 member 7 (gene SLC4A7). The coding region runs from base 178 to 3909 and encodes 1243 amino acids. The transcript has 26 exons. Gene Ontology annotation, molecular function: monoatomic anion transmembrane transporter activity; solute:inorganic anion antiporter activity; sodium:bicarbonate symporter activity. NCBI's taxonomy places the organism in Eukaryota, Metazoa, Chordata, Lepidosauria, Squamata, Colubridae. Gene Ontology annotation, cellular component: apical plasma membrane; basolateral plasma membrane; plasma membrane. Gene Ontology annotation, biological process: monoatomic anion transport; regulation of intracellular pH; transmembrane transport. The record is from RefSeq and is a predicted model, not a curated record.